Megalobrama amblycephala (Wuchang bream) is the source of this 3462-nucleotide messenger RNA. Its product is annotated as core histone macro-H2A.1. Gene Ontology annotation, cellular component: nucleosome. The record is from RefSeq and is a predicted model, not a curated record. Bases 207 to 1280 code for a protein of 357 amino acids. The transcript is spliced from 9 exons. Gene Ontology annotation, molecular function: DNA binding; structural constituent of chromatin; protein heterodimerization activity. Lineage: Eukaryota; Metazoa; Chordata; Actinopteri; Cypriniformes; Xenocyprididae.
UGGUCAUGCGCGUGCUCGUCUCCUGCGCGCUCUGGUGAUCGAGUGUGAUCGCGCUGUGGAUUGUGGGUGUGCUGGACGCUGUGUGAGCUGGUCUCUCGGUAGCAGACAGUAAAGUGGACUGAACUCGGACACAUCGUGCUCUCUGCUGUAAGAAUCGACUGUCAUCAGUGCAUGAGCUGCUUUUACACACUUUCAGGAGCAUCAUCAUGUCCAGCAGGGCAGGGAAGAAGAAGGUCAGCAGGUCGUCGCGCUCCUCCAGGGCUGGAGUGAUCUUCCCGGUCGGCCGGAUGCUGCGCUACAUCAAGAAGGGUCUUCCCAAAUACAGGAUUGGAGUCGGAGCUCCAGUUUACAUGGCUGCGGUUCUGGAAUACCUGACGGCUGAAAUCCUGGAGCUGGCGGGAAAUGCAGCCAGAGACAACAAGAAGGGCCGUGUGACGCCCAGACACAUCUUACUGGCCAUCGCCAACGACGAGGAGCUUCACCAGCUGCUGAGGGGCGUGACCAUCUCUGCCGGCGGAGUCCUGCCCAACAUCCACCCGGAGCUGCUCUCCAAGAAGAGCGGCUCGAAAGGAAAGCUGGAGGCCGUCAUCACUCCUCCGCCCGCUGAGAGGAAGUCCAAGACCGCCAAAAAAGCAGUUGUCAAGAAACUGGCCACCAAAAAGUCCACGCGAGUGAAGAGACGAGCAGCUGAUGCGGACGGCGGAGCGGCUGAUGGGUUCACUGUCCUCUCUUCCAAAAGUUUAUUUCUUGGACAGAAGCUGCAAGUUGUUCAAGCUGAUAUUGCCACCAUCGAAAGUGAAGCCGUCAUUCACCCGACCAACUCCACCUUCUACAUGGGUGGUGAAGUAGGAAGUGCUCUGGAGAAGAUCGGAGGAAAGGAGUUUGGAGAGGCGGUUCUGGAGCUGCGCAAGAAGAACGGCCCUCUGGAGGUGGCAGGAGCGGCCAUGACCUCCGGAUACGGCCUUCCUGCAAAGUUUGUCAUCCACUGUAACAGUCCAGGCUGGGGCUCGGAUAAAUGUGAGGAGAUGCUGGAUAAGACGGUGAAGAACUGCCUGGCUCUCGCUGACGAGAAGAAGCUCAAAUCCGUGGCCUUCCCGUCUAUCGGCAGCGGCAGAAACGGUUUUCCGAAGCAGACGGCGGCUCAGCUCAUUCUGAAGGCCAUCUCCAGCUACUUCGUCACAACGAUGUCCUCCUCCAUCAAGACUGUGUUCUUUGUGCUGUUUGACAGCGAGAGCAUCGGCAUCUAUGUGCAGGAGAUGGCCAAACUGGACGCCAACUGAAGUAGAAAUUCUGCUGAAUAAAAAUUCUAUAGAGAGAAAAUUAAUUUGGGUGGUGGGGGGGGUGAUAGAAUAUUUUUUGCUACUUUAUCAAAACAGCAGCAGUUUUUGCAUUCCAGGUGUUUGAUUUAUUGUUGAUUUUUAACAGCUGGUUUGUUGCAUUGACCUGCAUCAUCAGUUUGCCUUGUUUGUUUCAGUGUAUCAUGUGUAUCACAAAUGUUAAUAUGCAUAAAGUGUAUAUGAAAUAAUUGAUAAUAUAUUCAUAAAUGAAUGCACGGCUUGUGUAAUUUGCAACUGCUGCCAGCAGAGGGAGCCCUUUGUCCAGUCUUACACUCAUAAUACAGACAAAGGAAGUUUAGUUUACUACUUUAGUUUACCUGGAGUUAUCCAUGUGAAUCACGACCCGUCACACGCAGCAAACAGUUCUUGAGCAUUCCUCUGCUUUCUGCUUCGUCGUGUUCAGCGCUGCUCUGGUUAUCCCGGGGUUACUGGCAGUCAGUGGCGGGUCAGUUUCCCAGCGGAUCCGCAGACCUCCUCGAAGGGCACCAUCUGAGCACUAAUCCACAGGAAAUACGGGCAGCUCUCUCCUCUCCUCCUCGCAGGAAAAUCUCAGUAAAUUCAAAGCAUCUGUAGGCACGGCUUGUCCUUCCUGCGAGGAGGGCCGCUUUCCCAGAGCUCCGGCAGAUGAUGUUUUAUUCUUCGCAUGUACAAAGUAAGCCCGGCGGGGGCAGAGGGCUACGUGAAAUUAAAACAAACAUCGGCGGGAUCAGGGAGGGAAAAUAUCCAGUCAUGAAAGAUCAUGCUAGUGCACAUGAAAGGAGCGUAAUAUAUCUGUCAUUUUGAGUGGAUGCACACGGUCUCAGUAGCCAAUCUGGAUGUGGAUCGCUCAUACUCGUGAAGAAUGUCCACACAAUAUACUUAGAGCUGCUCACAUGUGACUUAGUGAGUAAGCGAACACAAACAGUGUGUGUUAUGAAUUCACUUCGUUUCUAUAUUUGUAUAGGGCACCUCUAGGGUCGGAGGUCAAAUCUGAAGCCGUACUCAUUAAAGUUAGGUUAGGACGCUUAAUAACUCUCAGCAAAUACAUUUUUACACUGGCCACUCGAGAUUUGUUUGGGAAAAAUUUUCUUGUUUAUAACUUCCCAUAAUUUUUUGUAUCUGAUACCAGUUAUUAGACUAUAACAGACAAACCAAAAGAGAAUAUGCUUAACCCGGUGACCCUGAUUCUCUCGUUUCUGGGGUUGAAUAAUAAUGCAGACCCCAUUAGUCCUCUGCUGCGAUCAGAGCUCUUCUGUUCAGUCGAGAGGAGACAGACUUCUCUUCACACCUUUGGUCUGUACUGUGAGUCCAAAUGCGUCCAGCAGAUUUUUUCCUGUGGUUCUUUCACUAAGCUGAUGGCAUCUCAGGUUUUGGCUCCUGUGGGAUCCCGUACACACAUGGUCUCUCUAUCCAAUCACACUGCUGUGAUCCCGACCCUCCUCCAAUAUAGAUGAAGGCAUAUAGGAUUGUGUUGGGCUACUAUCCAAAUUGUGAUUAUUGGCAUAUAAUCAGUUUCAGGAAUCUUACGGGCAACAAUCUGAACUCUUUUCUCUGAAUCUUCGAGUAUAUGCCUCGUUCUAGAGGUCUUUUUUCAACAGCAACUAAUCUGCCAUUUUGCAUGUGUUGGAAACUUUUUCAAAGUCCAUUAGACCGUUUGAUUCACAUGAUGUUAGUGGAACAUGCAUAGAAAAGUUAGAGUUUUAGUUUAAUUGGCAGAUAUGAGCCAAUAUAGAUAUUUUUGCAUAUGGCCCAUGAUGACUUUUUGACCUGUAUGUUGCGAGCGCAGCGUCCAAACCUCACAAAAGUUGGUGCACAUGAACACUAGGACAAUCUGAUGAUGCACACCAAAUUUCUUCAAUUUUCCAUACUCACGGCCACUAGAGAUCGUCUUUUCCUUCUCUAUUGUGUCAUAUAUCAGAGUGAAACGCUUCAGGAACAAGAACAAAUGUAGGGCGGGGCUUGAUUUUGUUUGUGGGGAAUUGAUUGUAUGGUUGUGGUUUGCUAUUGGUGGAUCUCAUGUGAGUGACAGGUUGCCCCGCCCUCAUCAUCAGAGAAGAGGAGAGACGUAAACACUGCAAUAUUCCAUAAAAAAUAAAAAUAAAGAUAAUUGUCCAUUUCACUGGGACUUGAAAUUUUCUUAAAUUUU